GCAAGGCCGGCCUGGCCCGGAGCCCCGGCCGGCGGUCCGGUGGGAGCGAGGCCGCGAGAGGCGAGCCGGCAGGGAAGCGGCGACUGCUUCCCGUGAGACGUCUUAGAAGCCAGUCCGUCUCUGCCUCAGGUUGCUGAGAAGGCUGCAAACGGCUCGUGCUGCAGGUACAGCAUCCAGCGAGGACUCCACAAAGACGCCCUGGAGGGUCUUUGCAACUUUGGGCCUUGGCUGUCUUCCUUCUCUGAUGGCUCGUGGCUGCAUGGCAGUUCGGAUGCCCAAAGACUGGGCCAGUGGUACCGGCCUCUGGCAGACCUUCUUCUUUUCCUGCCUCAUUCGUCACAUUGGGGCUCCAGAGGUUCCUGAGCUACAGUGUCACACAGACUUUGCUGCUGAGGUGGUCUGUCACUGGAAUGUGAAUGACGCUACCAGUUGUACUGAGGAAUUCCGGUUGCAUUAUAGUAGCAGCUUUACUAAACAGAAGAUGGAGUGUGGUCCCAAGGACAGGAGAGUCCUCGGCUCUGCCCGCCCUGGCUGCUUUUGCGUCAUUUCCGAGACAGUCUUUGAGGCCACGUACACUCUCUCGUUGGAGAGCAGGAGGGACAACGCAUCCAGGAGCUACACAGUUGACCUUCGUGACAUUGCAGUGAAGCCGAGGGCCCUCCAAAACCUCACUGUCACUAAGAGUGAGAGGCGUUCCUUCAUCCUGACCUGGAGAAAGGGCUACAACUCGCCUAACGCUAUAGACAUCCCUGCAGUAUUCUGUCAAGUCCGUAUUUCGUCCGAAGGGCAAAAGCAACCGGUACUGAAAAAUCUUACGGAACAAGUGGAACACUAUGAAAUUUUUGCUAAUACCCUCUUGCCAGGAAAGAGCUACAGUGCAAGUGUGCGAUAUAAAAUAGAUCCCUGGAAAAGCUUCUGGAGCGAGUGGAGUGUCCCGUGCCAGUGGUCCAAUGAUUUCAAGCCAGAAGGAGAAGACGGCCUCUGGUGGGCCAUUCUCUUGGCGUGCUUCCUGAUUAUGGUGCUGGUCUCCACCUGUUACCUUUGCCUGAUCAGGCUGAAGCGGGAAUUGUGGGACGACAUCCCAAGCCCUGGCAAGAGCAACCUGGGCAAGGAAUUUGGGGGAAAGCCGAGUCUGGCCAUGAGGAGGAUGUUCCUGGGGGAUGAAGGCAAGGGGCCUCUCUACGCCCUGUCACAGAGUCUCUUGGAGCAGCGGCGAAGUAUCGAGGAUUCUCAGCCUAAAGAUGAGGCCACUUUCCCUGGCUGGUGGAACAAGGUGGCCGCAACAUUUCCUGAGAGCAGGCUGAGAGAGAAGUGGGAGCCGUUCUUCACUCCUGAAGUACCCUCUGUUGAACCUUCUCUUACGAUCUGCAGGCGCUUAGAUGCAGGCAGUGAAGCCCAGAUGGAGGAAGAGGAAGACCACGUCCCUCACAUGGAUGCCUUGGUAGACCUCUUUCUGGACAUCCAGGGGGGCGGGGGCCAUGUAGAAGAUGCCGAACCCCCUGCCAUGCCUGUCCUGGAAGAGCACCCCUCCUCCGGGGCUCCAGAACCAGUGCUCAGUGAUCUUUGCAUGUUUGCCAGGACACCCACAAAGAGCCCCGUGGGUUCUUCUCCGUCUGGCUAUCAGAACUCGGACAUGGCCGCCUCUCCCCAAAAAGUGAGCCCUACCCCCACGAAGCACCAAGAGGACGGCCGACCCUUUUCUGCGCCGCAAUACAAACUGCUGCUCUUCCCUCAGAAACUCUCCAGUGCCUCAUGCCAGGCAACUGUCCCAGGCGGAAUUGGUUCCCAGGCCAAUUGCCCAGGAGGCAGCAGGGCCAGAGCAGCCCAGCCUUCUUGCUACAAGAGUUUCAGCAGCCUCAUGCACCCAUCCACAGCUGGUGCCUGCCGGCCAGGGGAGCAUCAGCUGGAUCUUUCUGGAGUUGACCAGUCCCAGCCCCACGGCAGCUGGCCUUCCUCCUGUGAAGCAGCGGCGGCGGCGGCACCAUCCCAGAAGGCCCCAGGCAUUCCUUGCACCAUUGACUCCUGUUUGCCUGGCUACCGACCCUUCAAAACUGCCCUUCGGCCAAGUGUAACCUCCCAGGAUCCUAGCCAUCUUAGCUUGGGCUCCCCCUACAAGCCCUUUCUUGGUGUCCUAAGGAGCAUGCCGCAAGAGGCCCCACUGGGCCCCAUCCUGAGGACACAGGAGGCAGAGAGAGAGACUUGGCAAAGGGGAUCUUUGGAAGAGCCCCUGACCUUUGCUUUCAGCCUGGGCAGGGAGCUGGAGGAGGAGGAUUCUGGCCAGAAGGGUGUGAGGCAGAGGGCUUCGUCCCCCAAGUGCCUGUUGCCACUUUGUGACCCAAGAACUAACUGAGUAUACUCGGUGGUGUACUCAAAGGAGGAGGUGUGGAGAGGAAGGCGUCCCAGCUGACUAUUGACCUCCUUGGCGCUAAUCUGUUGCCUACAUGGGUCUCCUUGUGAGUAAUUAGCAAACAAGGAGAAAGCUGUGAGAGGUGGUAACAAGUGAGAUCCUCCAUCAAUGUGUACCAGGUUUCUUCCCCAAGGAAACCGACUAGAUGGGUGUUUUCCAAAGCAGAGAAUGUUUUAUUUCAAGGAGAAAUUGGCACACAGCAAGAGGCAGAUAUAUAAAAAUCACAGGCACACAAAAGUUCUAGGAAAAGUAGUGAGAGAAUGGGGAAUAGUUGUAGGAUUCAGGUAAUAGAUACCUAUCAGAGGAGUAGAGAGGUCCGAGGAGGAAGGCUUGAAUGAACAGCAUUCCUUGCAGGGAGGCUCAGAGGAUUCUAACCGUACAGCACUUGAAUCCACGUAAGUGCCCACACUUUGGCUGGGGCAAAGUUCAAGCAAUUAUAGGGCAAAACAGGCCCUGGGGCUAGAAGGUGUCUUCUAGGCAGACAAUGGCCUUAAUGGUUGUCUCCUGGGAUAGGCAAAGGGAUUGCGAAGCCUUGGUUGGCAUUCCGGGGUGUGACGGUGAGAGCUGGGGAGGUUUAGAUUAGUCAUUCCCAGUGCUGGCCAAUGAAACUGUAGUUUUAAUUAAGUGUCUCUGGGGUUAGAUAAAGAACUUAGAGUUUAGACUAAGCUUUCCCAUUUGAUUUAUAUACCGCCCUUCAGGACAACGCCCACUCAGAGCGGUUGACAAAGUAUGCCAUUAUCCCCACAACAAAACACCCAGUGAGGUGGGUGGGGCUGAGAGAGCUCCUAGAAGCUGUGACUGGCCCAAGGUCACCCAGCUGGCUUCAAGUGGAGGACCGGGGAAUCAAACCCUGCUCUCCAGAUUAGAGUCCCGUGCCCUUAACCACUACACCAAAUUGGCUUGGCCAGUGAUUGAUUGCCCUUGAUUACUAGAUAAGAUUUGAUGAUUCAGAGUUCCGAUCCACUCUGAAUAGGGAAGGGGAGGCAGGAAUGUCUGAGGGCUUGUUUUUACAAAAAUGCCCAAGCACCUUUCUUGCCAGGAAUCUCGCACUUCCGCAGCUGGGAGGGCAGGAACCAACCACACCGAGUCACUCGGCAUUCUGUUCGCGUUUCGUUCACAUUUCAGCCUUCCGGGUGGGAGCUGGCCCAGUUGGACGGCUUGCUACUGCCCCUUGCAGCCCGGUAGAGAGAGGGCUUGUGAGUCCCGUGAUCGUAAGUGUCUGUCGCAGCUUAGAGAGCUAGGCGGACUGCCCACAGGACAGCUUGCUGGCAGGCCAAGGCCAGCCACAGGGGCCUACUCGGGCUUAGGUGGCCUCUUGAUUUCUCCAGGGUUGUAUUAUUCAUAAGACGGACUAGGCUGAAGCCUGGGGGCCCUGCAGGGGUUUUUGCUGAGACACUUGUUACCUGUGCCCCAGGGCUCCAAUGUUUAAAGGCACUUUACACUCUGCGCUGUAGCAAUAUGUGUACAUAUGUAUUUACGCGUAUAUAUACUCUCAUAAGUAUUUUUUUUUCUGAAGAAUUCUUCAGGAGACCCUCAAAAUGGAU
This is a messenger RNA of Eublepharis macularius, 3951 nucleotides long. RefSeq names its product interleukin 4 receptor (gene IL4R). Gene Ontology annotation, molecular function: protein binding; cytokine receptor activity. The record is from RefSeq and is a predicted model, not a curated record. The transcript is spliced from 11 exons. Bases 245 to 2350 code for a protein of 701 amino acids. Gene Ontology annotation, biological process: production of molecular mediator involved in inflammatory response; cytokine-mediated signaling pathway. Gene Ontology annotation, cellular component: external side of plasma membrane; membrane. Lineage: Eukaryota; Metazoa; Chordata; Lepidosauria; Squamata; Eublepharidae.